CAGUGGUGGACGGGGCAGCUGGCGGCCGACAUCCACCAAGCGCUGCGAUACAAGGAGCUGAAGCUGCCCUCCUACAAGGGCCAGUCUCCCCAGUUGCACCUGAGAAGAUACUUUGCGGAUCUCAUUGCCAUCGUGAGCAACCGUUUCAGGCUCUGUCCUGCAGCGCGACAUCUAGCCGUGUAUCUGCUGGACCUCUUCAUGGACCGUUACGACAUAUCCAUUCAGCAGCUGCAUGUGGUUGCCCUUUCCUGCCUACUUUUAGCAAGUAAAUUUGAAGAAAAGGAAGACAGUGUUCCCAAACUUGAACAGUUGAACAGCUUGGGUUGUAUGACUAACAUGAACCUGGUACUAACCAAACAGAACUUACUUCAUAUGGAGUUGUUGUUGCUAGAAACAUUUCAGUGGAAUUUGUGCCUCCCAACUGCUGCUCAUUUCAUCGACUAUUAUCUUUCUAUUGCUGUCCACGAGACUGAUCUGCAUGAUGGCUGGCCAAUGGUUUGCUUAGAGAAGACCAAGUUAUAUAUGGCAAAAUAUGCCGAUUACUUUCUGGAAGUAUCACUGCAAGAUCAUGCAUUUUUAAGUUAUGCCCCUUCUUUAGUUGCUACUGCAUGUGUAGCUUCUUCCAGGAUUAUCUUGCGUCUCUCACCAACAUGGCCUACUCGACUACAUCAUCUUACUGCAUAUUCCUGGGAUUUCUUAGUGCCGUGUAUUGAACGACUGUUAAUUGCGCACGAUAAUGAUGUGAAGGAAGCAAACAAGCAAAAAGGACCACAUGCCCAGGCUGCUGCACACCCCGGCUUCCAGCCACCAGCUCCAAGCCCCCAGCAGACGAGUGUCCAGCACCAUAUUCCGCAGUAUCUCCAGGCUCAUCAGCCUUCAUUACAGUAUCACCAGCAAACAUCACAGCAGCAAAGCUGCCAACAGAUACUAUCAGCAAAUCCUACAUCAUCCUACCCGCUGCAGACUUGCCCUGCUGCCUUACAGGCCAGUGCUCAGGCCCGAGGCCACGUGCCGGCCACGGCGGCCGUGGCGCUGGCCGUGCCACUGGAGGUGAAGCCCUGCGUGAGCAUCUCCUACAACCGCAGCUACCACGCGAACGGACGAUACUCCUGUAUCACUCCCUGCUUUGAGAGGUGAUAAGUACAAAAUCGGGUUGGUGCUCCUUGGUUUGGGGUGGGAAACCGCGUUGAGGGGAAUUGUUUUGGUUUUUGUUAAACCUCUAUUAAGUCUGAGGGCAAUAAGUUGGAGAAAAAUGGUGCCUUUCCAGGGAAAGGCAACUGGAAUGGCAACCAGUACCUUAGCUCAGAUACAGACUGCGAAGAAUAAGCACACAGAACACCCUCUAGAAAGAAUGGAGGUAUCUGGGCAGCAGUAAGUUCUCACUCUGGCACUCGGGAUACUCUGUGCUUCUAACACACCUUUGAAGUCAACAGAAAAACGGCUGUGGACUAACUGCAGGUUUAUCUUUUAAUGAAGGAGAUGCGCAGUAUUAUUUUGAAGACAUUUAUGUAACACCACCAUACAGUAUUAACAGUUACUUUAAAUUUACCAAAACAUGAAAAUCCAAUGAAAUGCCAGACUUCCCCAUAUACAUGGGGACCACAGGAAGACAGAAACCUCUCUUGGAUAACUCCGUACUCUUGCCCUCCCCUCUGCCCCCUUUAUCUUUUUUUUCAGCUCUUUGAUAUGUGCUUUAGACUAAGGCAUUUGAAUUAACUGGUGUUUUGGCUACUUUUAAGUUUUGUACCUCACAGGAUAGACACUAUGUUCUCCCUUCUUUUCUCCUCCCUGUCCUUUUUAUGUUUAAAGUUAACUCUUUCAUACUAACUCAGGGAAUUUUCUACUCAUUACUCUGUGCUGCUGGUUUGUAUGCUUAAUUGGGUAUAAUAUGAGGGAGGAGGGUAGAGAGGGAAGAGGGUAUAGGACAAGUGAACUGGGUUUUCUUCAGGGCAUCUAUAUGCAGAGUACCAAAGGGACACGACAGUGUUCACAAACUGUAAAUGUGAACUACUGGCCAGCAGUGUGUUGUGGAGAAACUGCAGGAAAGAGAGUUUCAGCUGAACUGUUACUGUACCAGAACUGCUGCAGUGGCUGUGACUUGUCUGUACUAUUAAACACACACACACACACACACACACACACGAAAACAUCCUCUGAUUUUUACUAGCAGUAUGGACUGUACCAAAAAAAAAAAAAGUACAGUUAAACACUUGGAGAAAUUCAUUUUUGUAUCAGUCUUAUAGUGGAAGAAAAUUCUCAGGUAAUAGUAGGGCAGCUUCUUCUGCUAUUUUCAAGUUCCAUAAAAAAAUGCAGAUUUACCCUUCUAAAUGGGUGGAUCAAAAAUGUAUUCCAGAGUGAAUUGCUUAAUCACAAUUAAGGUGCUAAUUACAUAAAUUUAUGAAAUUACACUAUCUCCUGUGGAGUGGAUAGUCUGAGGGUAGCAAAUUUCACUCAUCCAACUCUUGGAUGAAGAUGGUGGUAAAGAUAGUAAAGAUAUCUUCCCUUUUUUAUAUAUACAAAUAUAUGUGAUAGUUGCCUUGCUCCUGUGGUAGGAUAUGGCAUAAAUGACAGGAUUCCUGUGACCUUAAAAUAUGAUUGUAGGAUGUGGGCUUAAGACUGUCUUGUUUGUUCUUUUACCACCUCCUUUUCCUCUGUCUUAGUGGCAGCACUUAAAAUUGUGCAUCAUCUAACCAAAGUGCUGCCUUGCCAGCAUUACAAAGGCUGUUUUGAAAGUAGAGGCAAUUAAGAUGUUUGUUACCACUGUUAAGAUGACGGCUCUAUCACAGAAGAGGACUUCCCAUAAUUUUUAAAGGUGACAGAAGACAGAUGGCUGUUCUUUCUAGAGCUGAAUGAUUACAUGCUACCAAAAAAAAAAAAAAAAAAAACUUUAUUUUGGAGGAGAAGAAAUCCUGUUUCUGUUUUGUCUUAGGAUAAAUCCCAAUUUCUGUUGUGGAUUUUUGUAGCAGAUGUGCGCAAGUCAAGUGAUCAAGGGAUAGGAGGGUGAAUGAGAGAUGACCCUCUCUGCUUUAUUCUUUCAUACAGGCAUAGUGUGCUCAAUUCCUCCUCUCAGUGAAGUUUUUGGGGGGUUGUUGUUGCUGGUUUUUUGUUUUUGUUUUUUUUUCCCUCUAUCUCUUCUCCCCGUUCCUGUGUCUUCAUGACUGUUUCCCAGUGUCUGAGAGUAGUGUUAAGUAGAGACUUUCCACUGCCCAGGAUGCCAUGCUUCUAAUUCAGAAGAGUUACCCCUUUGAAAGGUCAGGUUCAAUGUUGUUGCAAUACUAUAUCCAAGUCUUCAGUGCUCUAACUACCUCUGAUGCUAUGAAUGUACAGUCUUGUAAUAGACCAUGACUUGAAAUAACAGCAGAUGCCUGUAGCGUUCUUCUCUGUAAAAUUCUGAAAUUGGCUAACUUGUCAUCUUUAUUUGUGAUGCAGCAGUAUAGGCUUUUCUUUGGAGUAUUAGUAAAUUUAUCCCCUAGUCUUUUGAUUAUAUUAACUAAUACUUAACACUGGAAUUGUAAGGGGCAGGGGGACUAUUCAGUUAGUUAAUACUGCAAAUAUGCAUUUAAUAGGGUAUUUUUAUUUUACUAUUUUAAGACUCUAGGUUAACUGUUGAAAGACCCACUACUUUUAAUUUAUUAUUUAGUCUGUUUUCUGACACUACAGCUUCAUGAUGAUUAUGGAGAAAAUGUACACUGAACCGUUUCAAUAUUAUUUAAAAGAGCUUUACAAGUG
Molecule: messenger RNA, 3729 nt
Organism: Nothoprocta perdicaria
Lineage: Eukaryota; Metazoa; Chordata; Aves; Tinamiformes; Tinamidae
Gene: CCNJ
Product: cyclin J
Exons: 5
Coding region: 199-1137 (312 amino acids)
Biological process (GO): mitotic cell cycle phase transition; regulation of cyclin-dependent protein serine/threonine kinase activity
Cellular component (GO): nucleus; cyclin-dependent protein kinase holoenzyme complex; cytoplasm
Molecular function (GO): cyclin-dependent protein serine/threonine kinase regulator activity
Source: RefSeq, a predicted model, not a curated record